Messenger RNA from Penicillium brevicompactum, 1536 nucleotides. Its product is annotated as glycosyltransferase. Bases 1 to 1536 code for a protein of 511 amino acids. Gene Ontology annotation, molecular function: UDP-glycosyltransferase activity. Lineage: Eukaryota; Fungi; Ascomycota; Eurotiomycetes; Eurotiales; Aspergillaceae. The transcript is spliced from 3 exons. The record is from RefSeq and is a predicted model, not a curated record.
AUGCCACCACAAACUCAGCCUCGGAAGAUACUCUUCCUCACCAAUGUCGAGCGUGGUGAGGCAAAUGUCUUCCUAGCAACUUGUGAUGCUCUUUUGCGACUCGCCCCGAGUAUCGAACUUCACUUCGCAACCUUCAGUGGUCUAGAAGAUGCUGUCGCGUCCGUGGGCCGACAUGUACGGGAAUCGGUGCCUCAAGCCGAACCGAUAACAUUCCAUAAGAUCGACGGAAUUUCGAUGGAGGAUAGUUUGAAGCAACUCUUCAAGCGAGAAAAAGUUCCCACUCGGGCAGGGUACCCUCCGAAUUCCUACCUUGAGCGACCGGGAAUAAUCAACACAACCAGAGCACUCCGAGACACAAUCCCGGUAUUUGUGCCGUACAAUGGACCACAAAUGGUUGAGAUGUUCUCUUCAAUUUGUGAAACGAUCAAAAAGGUCGACGCCGACCUGGUGGUGAUAAACAGUCUUAUGACUCCAGGGUUAACAGCAUGCUACCACCUCGGAAUCAAGUUCACAUGCUUGAGUCCCAACUCCAUCAAAGACUUUGCGGCGGCAGUUCAGCCCAAGGCCGCGGGACUCUGGAAAGUUCCUGCGCUGUUUUCCGGGUAUACAUUCCCAGUGCCGUGGUACUCACGCCCUGCAAAUAUAUACUACAACAUCUAUGGCCUCUUUGCCUGGAGCAGAGAUAGAAACAGAAAGCAAACCGAAAAGUAUCUUGCAGCCCAGACUGGAGCAACCUUGAGGACACCCAUGGAUCUGACCACAAAUCGACCCUUGGGGUUGAAAAUUCUGGUGAGCUCGCUUCCAGAGCUUGAUUUCCCGCUGGCCAUUCCAGAUUAUCUUAUUCCUUGUGGACCCAUCCUCCGAGAUGCCUCACCAAUACCGGAAUCGGACCCCAAGCUGGAAGAGUGGCUGGCUAGAGGUCCAACGAUUUAUCUUAAUCUAGGGUCGAUUUGCCCCGUCACCGAGAGCCAGGCUCUUGAGCUAGCUUUGGCUCUGAAAGUUGUACUCGACACAUUGAGAGUGCAACCAAAGGCACAAAACUUUCAAGUGCUAUGGAAGUUGAAGAAGCUGGGUAACUACGAGGUAUUAGAGCCUGGCAGCUCUAUUGGGAAGGUCUUAGGUCAAUAUAUCAAGCUUGAUUCUGUCAGGAUUGUGGACUGGAUUCAAGUUGAGCCGAUUGCGAUACUUCAAUCCGGACAUGCUGUGUGCUCAGUCCAUCACGGAGGCGCAAACUCAUUCAAUGAAGCUGUGAGGGCCGGAGUUCCUCAGGUUAUUCUUCCACAGUGGAUUGACUGCUAUGACUAUGCCGAGCGGGUCGAGAUGCUGGGCAUUGGUCGGCUCGGCAGCAGGAAGGCCAAACCACGAUGGACCGCUAAAGAACUAUCACAAGAGCUUCUGCAUGUGCUCCAAGGGGAGAGUGCGAUCGGUGUCCGUCAAAAGGCAAAUGAAAUAGCUAGCCUUUGCGACAAAAAUGGAAUCGGCGCGAUGGUGGCGGCUCAAACGCUCUUGGGCGAAUGCCCCGAGAAGAUACUUUGA